This is a messenger RNA of Fusarium verticillioides 7600, 909 nucleotides long. Its product is annotated as Ca2+-transporting ATPase. Gene Ontology annotation, molecular function: P-type calcium transporter activity. Gene Ontology annotation, biological process: intracellular calcium ion homeostasis. The coding region runs from base 1 to 909 and encodes 302 amino acids. The transcript has 4 exons. The record is from RefSeq and is a predicted model, not a curated record. NCBI's taxonomy places the organism in Eukaryota, Fungi, Ascomycota, Sordariomycetes, Hypocreales, Nectriaceae. Gene Ontology annotation, cellular component: intracellular membrane-bounded organelle.
AUGUUCAGAACUGAGAAAAGCAAAUUUGCCUUCAGCCCAGGCCAGCUUUCUAAGUUGCUCAAUCCCAAGAGCCUCAACGCCUUUUAUGCCCUUGGGAGAAUUGAUGGUAUAGAGAAGGGACUGCAUACAGAUCGCAAUGCUGGCCUCAGCGCCGAUGAGUCCACAGUGGCUGGAGAGGUCGCAUUCCACGAAGUUGCGCCAAAAGGAACACCAAAACACGGGAUGGCUGGUGAUGUAAUACCAGAGAGUAAUGCUGAAGCAGCAAUCUUCAGAGACAAUCGCCUUCCUGAUAAGAAGACAAAAUCCCUCUUGGAGAUUGCCUGGACUACCUAUAACGACAAAGUUCUCAUUCUCUUGACCAUUGCGGCGAUUAUAUCACUAGCUCUAGGCCUUUGCCAAACCUUUGGAGGCGAGCAUAAAAAAGGGGAGCCCAGAGUCGAGUGGGUUGAAGGUGUCGCAAUUAUUGUUGCUAUCGUUAUUGUUGUGCUGAGAACCAAUGAUCGUAUGGUCAAUGUUAUUCGUUCAGGGAAGUCCCAAGAGAUAUCCAUCAACGACGUCAUGGUCGAGGAUGUCAUGCAUCUUGCCACGGGGGAUAUCGUACCAGUAGAUGGCAUCUUUAUUCAAGGCAGCGCCGUCAAGUGUGACGAAUCUUCAGCUACUGGAGAGUCGGAUCUGCUCCGAAAGACACCGGCAGCAGAUGUGUUCGAUGUCAUCCAGAAACUCGGCACCAAGGAGGCAGAGAAGCUCGAUCCUUUCAUCAUCUCGGGAAGCAAGGUCAAUGAGGGCAAUGGGACAUUUUUUGUGACUGCUGUGGGUGUGAAUUCCAGCUAUGGCCGAAUAUCAAUGGCCCUCCGCACCGAACAGGAAGACACACCUCUACAGAAGAAGCUCAACAUCUUGGCCGAUUAG